AUGUACAGCAACAACCCUUCUUACGACGCCCACUCAAACCAGGCUUCUCUGAAUACCAUGAAUACCAUGAACACCAUGAACUCACUCAGCAACACUGUCAACACCCCUACUUCCACGUCCUCCUCCCAGACCUCUAUAAACACUAACGGUCAAAUUCCUCAGUUAUGGAUGGGAGAGCUGGACCAAAGAUGGGACGAGUUGACCAUCAAACAGAUUUGGACCAGUUUGUUGAGCUCCAUGGGUAUCGUUGUUCACUCCGUCAAGUUGAUCAAAGAUAAGCAAAGCUCUCAGUUGGGCUUGGCCAAUGCAGGAUACUGUUUCAUAAGAUUCCACAACUUUGAAGAUGCCUCCAAAGUUUUGAACACAUUCAAUGGAAAACCAAUUCCAGGCACCAAUAACCAGCACUACUUCAGACUAAACUGGUCGUCGGCUAACAUACAAGCUGCUGCAGUUGCCGCUGCCGCUACCAGCACUUUACCAUUGACUGCAUCCUCAAACCCGGUCGAGUACUCGAUCUUUGUCGGUGAUUUGCCUCAAAACAUCAACGAACAGAUUCUUUUGCAAACUUUUAAAUCCAAGUAUCCCUCAUGCACCAGUGUGAAGAUAAUGGUUGACCAAACAACAGGUAACAUCAAAGGCUAUGGGUUUGUUAAGUUCCUCAAUGAAGAUGAACAGAAGAAAGCGCUGGUCGAGAUGCAAGGUUGCGUUCUUUUGGGGAGAGCGAUCAGAGUAUCAACUGCUUCGAAAUCAAACUCCUCGCUUCCAAAUACCAACAGUGGGAAUAACAAUGGAAAUGUUACGUCAAGCAACAAUAAUAACACUUUCUCCCCAUUGCUGAGCACAACUUUAACUUCUCAUUCGAAUGUGUCCAACACGUCAUUGAACACCAACAUGUCGCCAUCCACUAUGAUGUCUUCAAAUAGCUCUAUUCCUGCAAAUAUUAAUGCUGGUAUACCACAGCAACAACAACAACUGCAUCAACAACAGCAUCAACAGCAUCAGCAACAUCAACAACAACAACAACAUCAACAACAACAACAACAACAACAACAACAACAACAACAACAACAACAACAACAACAACAACAACAGCAGCAAAUUCUUAACAAAUUUAAUUCACAACAACAUCAACCUCAAUCUCAAUCACAACCUCAAUCUCAAUCUCAACAGCAACAGCAACCGGGAAAUUCACCCCAAAACCUUUCCAAUAGAUCGUUGUUACAGCCAUUACCGCAGAACACCUCUGUCCAGUAUUUUAAUGAUCCUGCAAAUACUACUGUUUUCAUUGGUGGCCUCAAUGUUCCUUUCUCUGAGAAGCAGAUGUUUGAUCUGUUUUCCAAAUACGGUAACAUCAGCUACGUGAAGAUUCCUGCAGGCAAAAACUGUGGGUUUGUCCAAUUUUUUCAUAGGGCAAGUGCAGAAAUGGCCAUCAACGAGAUGCAAGGUUACGACAUUGGUGGAGGAUGCAAAAUCAGAGUUAGUUGGGGUGCUAGAGCUGCUCAAAGAAGCUGGUUUGCAAGACAGCUUCAACUACAGCAGCAACAGCAACAGCCACAACAACAACAGCAUCUCUCUCUGAGCCACUUGGCACAGAUUCCUGCACCCGCUUCGUCGACUUCAUCGUCGUCGUCGACUCAGAAUUUGGACCAGCUGUCCAACAACGACAUCAACGUGUUGCUGAACAUGUCAAAGAACCAGAGCAUGGCUGACAGUUUGGGUCUGUUCGACUCGUAUGUGAAUGUGAACGACACGAUGUUGAACCUGAAUGGAUACUCCGUGGACCAGUACAACUUCCAGAACGAACAAAUCCCAUACAGCAGCAUGAGCUCCAACGAUGAGCUGAAGCUGAACAAGUUGUUGCUUGCGGCCCGUGAUGGGAACCUCGACCAGUUGGACCUUGGUUCCAACCUCUACAACUCUUGA
Molecule: messenger RNA, 1923 nt
Organism: Pichia membranifaciens NRRL Y-2026
Lineage: Eukaryota; Fungi; Ascomycota; Pichiomycetes; Pichiales; Pichiaceae
Exons: 1
Coding region: 1-1923 (640 amino acids)
Cellular component (GO): cytosol
Molecular function (GO): mRNA binding
Source: RefSeq, a predicted model, not a curated record